AGACCACUUUCAUGGCCACUGGGCGCACGGCAAACUCAAUGCCCAGACCAGCGCUGCCCUGCUGGAUUUGCUUGUGGAGAACGGUGUCUACAAAGAGAAGCAAGUGCCGGCCAUAGUCAGGUGCAUCCACCAGUGGCUCACAUGCAAUGUGUCUGCUGAGCACAGGCUGGACAAGACUCUUGUCCUGCUGACACAGGCACACCCUGUGGAUGUUGCAGUGACCCUGCUGCGCUCUGCCCCAGCCUGUGACAGAGCUGCUCGCACCAUGUGGAGGACGCUCAUCUCCUCCAGAGGGACUAAGGAGCUGGUGCUGCAGAUCCUCUUCCGUGCUCUGGAAUUCUGGCCAGCGCACAGGACACGCACCUCUGAUGGGGAUGAGAGCGAUGUCUUUGCCCUGGCUGCAACUGUGGCACUCUGGGAGAUCCUCCAGCUGCCCUGGUGCCCAGGGGCAGUGAAGACCAAUUUGCCCCGCCUCCUUCUGACUCUGCUCUUCCAAGUUUUCAUCAGCACAGAGGAGAUGUCAGAGGAGGUCGAGACCUUCUGGGGGCGAUGCCGGGAGCAGCGCAGCCUUCCCCCCAACCCCAACAGGUUUGCAGUGCAGACCGUCAAAGCCCUGCUGCGCCAGCUGCUGGAUGAGGACGUGGUGAUGGUGAUCCAUCGCAAGUGUGGCUGGGACAUGCUCCUCAAGGCUGACACCCACCACUAUGCAGUGGGUCUGCUGGCCAGGUGA
This is a messenger RNA of Neopelma chrysocephalum (saffron-crested tyrant-manakin), 730 nucleotides long. RefSeq lists its product as uncharacterized. Gene Ontology annotation, cellular component: cytoplasm. NCBI's taxonomy places the organism in Eukaryota, Metazoa, Chordata, Aves, Passeriformes, Pipridae. The record is from RefSeq and is a predicted model, not a curated record. The transcript has 5 exons. The annotation marks the transcript as partial.